Messenger RNA from Argentina anserina (silverweed cinquefoil), 1601 nucleotides. Its product is annotated as rust resistance kinase Lr10-like. Gene Ontology annotation, biological process: protein phosphorylation. Gene Ontology annotation, molecular function: ATP binding; protein kinase activity. The transcript has 3 exons. Bases 85 to 1407 code for a protein of 440 amino acids. The record is from RefSeq and is a predicted model, not a curated record. NCBI's taxonomy places the organism in Eukaryota, Viridiplantae, Streptophyta, Magnoliopsida, Rosales, Rosaceae.
AUUUACAUCCAGUCCCCUGCUUAAAAGGUCCAGGGUACCAAUUCUAUUUGACUUAUUCUUCAAGUGACAUUGGGGUUCACUGGGAUGUUGAUUCACAGUCGUGACUCAGUUCCGGAUAUGUGGUGGGAUCACUGGGAUGUUGAUUCACAAUUUCUUGAUUUGGCCUGGUUGACACCAAAUUGUGGUCAAUGUGAAGGUUACGAAUGUGAAUUGAAGAACAAUAACAACCAAAGUACAGAAUUACCAUGCCUUCAAAUGAGGAAAAGAGAUUCACAUAUAAAUUCAAUAGCAACAGGUGCAUCCCUCGGUUCAUUUCUACUUGUACUACUUACUGCGGCAGCUUAUCGUGUCUACAAUUCUGCGAGAAAAGAAAAGGAUAAUCAACUUAAAAUUGAAGUAUUCUUAAAGAAUUACAGAGCCCUCAAACCAAGCAGAUACUCUUAUGCAGAUAUCAAGAGGAUUACAGAUCAGUUUAAGGACAAACUAGGCCAAGGAGCCUAUGGAACUGUUUAUAAGGGAAAGCUUUCUUCUGAAUGUUUUGUUGCUGUGAAAGUCCUUAAUAAUACUAAGGGGGAUGGGGAAGAGUUUGUAAAUGAAGUGGGAACAAUGGGUCAUAUCCACCAUGUCAAUGUGGUCCGCUUGGUAGGAUUUUGCGCUGAUGGGUUUAGACGAGCUCUUGUUUAUGACUUCUUACCUAAUGGUUCACUGCAAGAUUUCAUUUCAACAGCAGACAAUAAUAAUGCUUUCCUUGGUUGGGAUAAGUUGCAAGAUAUUGCUCUAGGCAUAGCGAAAGGAAUUGAAUAUUUGCACCAAGGAUGCGAUCAACGAAUCCUCCAUUUUGAUAUCAAGCCCCAUAAUGUUUUGCUUGACAAUAACUUCACCCCAAAGAUUUCUGAUUUUGGUUUGGCCAAGUUGUGUUCUAAGGAUCAGAGUAUAGUGUCAAUGACUACAGCUCGGGGAACAAUGGGGUACAUUGCACCUGAAGUCUUCUCCAGAAACUUUGGAAAUGUGUCAUAUAAGUCAGAUGUGUAUAGUUAUGGCAUGUUACUGCUGGAGAUGGUCGGAGGCCGAAAGAACAUCCGUUCAACCACAGAGGACAUAACUGAAGUGUACUACCCGGAAUGGAUCUAUAAUCUACUGGAAGAAGGCGAAGACAUUCGAAUUCAUAUUGGGGAAGAAGGAGAUGCUAAGAUAGCAAAGAGGCUUGCUAUUGUAGGUCUCUGGUGCAUUCAGUGGCACCCUAUAGAUCGUCCUUCUAUGCAUGGGGUGGUUCAGAUGUUGGAAGAAGGAGAAAACUUAAACAUGCCUCCAAAUCCUUUUGCAUCUCAAGGUUCAACAGGAACAAAUACAACAACACCUGCAAGAAAGUUAAAUCCCCAUCUAGAAGUAAUUUGUGAGUUAGAAUAAUAAUAUGACUGAUAUCUUUACUUAAAUUAUCCUUGUUGUAUUCAGGUAGCUUGUAUGUCAAACAUUUUCAGUUUAGUUCUCUUAGUUCGCGUUUGGGUUUUAAAUACUGUACUAGCAUGUAUUUUUUUAAGCUGUUGAUCAUUAGCCCAGAUUUUGGACUUUUGUUUCCUACUAGCAAAGAAAUGUUACAAUUA